AUGAAUUCUCAUUUGAAUGUCCUUUUUUUCAUUUUCAUCACUGUUGAGGUCACUCUACCUCUGGAAUAUUGUCCAACUCAUUGCCAGUGUGACUGGAACAUACGCAGUGUGUCAUGUUUUGGAGCUGAGAUCAUGCCUGUUUUCCAUGCCAGCACAGAAGAGGUGUGGCUUGUGGAGACAAAACUUUCUUCUAUUCCUCAGAAUGCCUUUGCCAGUUUGGCCAACAUUUCUCACAUAUACAUCUCUGAUGAUGACACUUUAAGAUAUCUUGAAAGGCAUUCUUUCCACAACCUGUCCUGGAUCACCCACAUACAACUAACUGCUAUCAAAACACUGUCAUACAUUGACCCAGAGGCAUUUAAGGAUCUGCCUAAAUUAAAGUACCUUGGGAUCACCAACACAGGUCUCACUUCCUUUCCUGGACUACAGUAUAUUCAGUCCACACAAGAGGAUUUUAUUUUGGAGAUAGUGGAGAAUGUCUUCAUUCAAGUCAUACCUGCUAAUUCUUUCAUGGGAAUAUCUGACAACUCUUUGACCAUCAUGCUGAAUAGUAAUGGUGUGAAAGAGAUCCAGCCCUAUGCCUUCAAUGGGAGCAGACUGGAAGAAGUGUAUCUUCACAGGAAUGUGGAUUUGGAGCGAAUAGAUGAAUUUGCGUUUUAUGGCGUAAUUCACGGCCCAAUUCACUUAGACCUCUCAGAAACCAAAGUUAGCUCUUUGCCUUCAAUAGGUAUGAAGACCAUUGAAAAGCUCCAAGCUAAAAACACUUGGGCCCUCAAAGCACUACCCCCCUUUAGAGCCUUUCUCCAUUUACAGAGUGCUGAACUGACCUUCCAAAGCCAUUGCUGUGGUCUCAAAAAGUUGAAAAGAUGGAGAGGACACUCUGAGGCCGUUAUUUGCAACUUGACCAGGACUGCUUUGGGAAAGCAGCAUGAAUCUUCUGCAGGUUUCUCUCGGAAAAUCUAUGAACAUCUAAGAGACAGCUUCGAUCUCCCAACUGCUGGCAGCACAAGUCACAAUCAUCACUACAACAGCCCCAUUUGCCCAAAUGAACAGUCUCAAAAUGAGGGUUUGUUUAAUGUUGAGUUAUCUGAAGAACAUUCCCAUGAAGAUUUUGACUUUGCACUGUGUAAUGAACUUCACACAGAUGAUCAUGGACUCUCAUGCAGCCCUGUCCCUGAUGCCUUCAACCCCUGUGAGGAUGUGAUCAGUCAAAGCUUCCUGAGGGUGUUGGUCUGGGUGGUCAGUCUGUUAGCCAUUUCAGCCAACUUCCUGGUGAUGAUCAUUCUGUUAACUAGCCGACAGAAGUUGUCCAUUACCCGUUUUCUCAUGGGUCACCUGGUGUUUGCAGAUUUUUGUAUGGGGAUGUACGUGCUGCUCAUUGCAUCUGUCGACAUCUACACACGCUCCCAUUAUUACCACUAUGCUAUUGCCUGGCAAACAGGAACUGGCUGCAAUCUAGCAGGCACAUUAUCAGUUUUCGCCAGUGAGCUAUCUGUUUACACAUUAACUUUAAUAAGUUUUCAGCGCUGGCACGCCAUCUUCUACGCAAUGAGGCCAGACAGAAAAUUGAGAUUACGCCAUGCAGUUGUGUUGAUGCUCAUCGGCUGGUUGUUGUGCAUAAUCCUAGCACUGCUGCCAGUGAUCGGUGUGAGCAGUUACCAGAAAGUGAGCAUCUGCUUACCUAUGGAUACUAAGACAACUGCUGCAUGGGCAUAUGUGGUCUCUGUCCUGAUGGUUAAUGUCAUUGCUGUUAUAGUGGUGUGCUUAUGUUAUCUUCACAUCUACUGUAUGGUGCACACUCCCCAGCACCAGUCCAGCAGAUGUGAUACCAUCAUGGCCAAACGCAUGGCUGUUCUCAUAUUCACCAACUUCCUCUGUCUGGCUCCCAUUUGCUUCUACGGCUUGUCUGCAGCUCUCCACCAACCAUUGAUCACCAUCACAGAUUCCAAGGUGCUGCUGGUGCUGUUCUAUCCUCUCAACUCUUGUGCACACCCAUUUUUUUAUGCUAUCCUCACAAAGGCAUUUCACCGAGACAUUCUGAUGUUGCUGAGCCGGAUGGGGCUAUGCCAGCAACAAGCACACCUCUAUAGAAGCCAAUUUGUCAGUAUUAAUCCCCACAUAUACAGAGAGACAAUGUCUGCCAUGCAGUCCAGCACCCACACCAUGAAACAUCCAAAAUAAUCACCAGGUUACAAGAUACCUGAACAUUGCCUUUGAAAUUUUGUUAACAUUUUUUCUUAUUGUAGUAGAUUUAAAAAGCACCAAAUACCAAUUUACAGAUUAUUAAUUAUUAAUUAUUUAGAGCCCAACUAUACGCUAUUGCAUAAUUUGUCCAUCAGAGAGCGCUGCGACUACACUGUAGGCAACACACUUAACAGCUCAGCUUACCACUGCAGAGCAGAACCUAUGUCUGUUAUGUAUCUUCAUGGUAAGGUGUUCAUUUGCAAGUGGAAAACAUGAUCUAAAUGAUAAUAAACCACACCUCCUCAUUUCCCCUUAUUGUAUAAGCUAAAUAAGCCUGGCAGCAGUCAUGUCAGUCAUGCCUGGUUUUGCUACAGUACACUAGCCACCACAGUCAGUCACCUCCUCUCAUACAGGACAGCAGAUGAGUGCUGUAAAACUUAUUGACAAACUGUUUUAUUUUUAUUUGUCAGUAAGUAUCAGUCAGUAAGAGUUCUGGCGAGUAAAUAAGCAAAGGCCCUAUAAUUUUCUCUCAUCAGUAUAAUGCUCACAGAUGCUGUAAAACACAUGCUCACAGUUUAUGUGUUGCUAAACUAGUAAGCCAGUAAGCUAGCUGCUCUCAUGGCGGUAAACUGAAGAUAGCUAAUGAGUUGUUAAAGUACAGCGUUGUACUCAUUCUACCUAUUCUAGUAAAUUAUUCAAGUAAGUAUACCCGCGACUUGCAUUUCAGCAGAAAAGUUAUACUGGUAGUUUAUCUUAAAAGUUUAAAGCUUAGACACAGGGCUUUUUCUGAGUUACUCCAGGAACUGUGCCAGUUCCUAAGCUAAUGUCUGAUCAUCACAUAACAGAAGAAGUCUAGAAUUGGUAAUAAUAAAGGGAUUAUUAGGAAAUAACUGUAUAUAAAUAACAACAGCAACAAUGAUGAUAACUAGAGUCAGGUUUACUGUUGCAGUUGUUGUUAUGUUUUUGACAAUAAGCCAAAUUUAUUUUUCAACUGCAUAAUGUCCAACUGAGUACAUAUCUUGUAUGGAACUCAAUAACUAAAUGU
Messenger RNA from Thunnus maccoyii (southern bluefin tuna), 3229 nucleotides. RefSeq names its product thyrotropin receptor-like. The coding region runs from base 1 to 2181 and encodes 726 amino acids. Gene Ontology annotation, biological process: G protein-coupled receptor signaling pathway. Gene Ontology annotation, cellular component: membrane. The record is from RefSeq and is a predicted model, not a curated record. Gene Ontology annotation, molecular function: thyroid-stimulating hormone receptor activity. NCBI's taxonomy places the organism in Eukaryota, Metazoa, Chordata, Actinopteri, Scombriformes, Scombridae. The transcript has 11 exons.